Molecule: messenger RNA, 2043 nt
Organism: Verticillium nonalfalfae
Lineage: Eukaryota; Fungi; Ascomycota; Sordariomycetes; Glomerellales; Plectosphaerellaceae
Exons: 4
Coding region: 1-2043 (680 amino acids)
Biological process (GO): kinetochore assembly; spindle attachment to meiosis I kinetochore; attachment of mitotic spindle microtubules to kinetochore
Cellular component (GO): kinetochore
Molecular function (GO): centromeric DNA binding
Source: RefSeq, a predicted model, not a curated record
AUGCCACCUGCGCGCAGUAAUGCUAGGCGCACUACGGCGCAAGCUGACGACUACCGCGAAUUCGGUGUUGUUGGUCGAAAAACUGGUGUUGGACUUCCUGAUACAGGCGAACGCGACGAACACGGCCUGGCCCCUGUAGAAGGUCUCUUCUCCUCUCCCGAGAAGGACAGUGGCACGCCCAGCGACGAUGGCGAGCAGGAGAUGGAUCUCGAGUCUGAGGCAGGACCCGGACCCCUCUCGAUGAUGAAGGGCAUUCCGCGAUUGCUCCCGCGCGGCACAUCACCUAGGAAGUCAAACAUUCAGUCGCCAGCCAUGCGUAACCCACAUAUGGGCCGCUCAUCUUCGCCAGUUCGAGGUUCCAUUAUCGACUCGGAUCCGCCCGUAAGCUCUACAGUGGCGCGGAAGCUCGACUACGGUGGUUCGCAACAUAGCGCCCGCCGCACCAACGGCGUCAACGGGAGACAGGACAGCGCGGAUGAGGAAGAGGCGGAAGAAGCGGCGUCGAGUCCAAGGAUCGACUCCCCACUCUUGAACGGAGGGGACGAUUCGCUCGCCAUGGUUGGAGGAGACGACGUGCACGAAGAUGAGCCUGAAGAGGAGGCACAAGAGGAAGCCGAGUCAACGGGCCCCUCGCCCACGCCAGCGCCGCCCAAACGACGAGGCCGUCCACCCAGAUCAAUCGCAAAGGCGAAGGUAGUGGAACCAGUCAAGGCCAAAUCAACUGCGCCAUCGAAAGGCAAGGCGCGCCAAGAACAUAGAGCGAUCGAGCUGCCUGCCAUAGAGGGUGCCACAGAUGAGUCGGAAGAUGAUGAGCCGAUCGUACGCGGCAAGGCGGCGCAGAACAAGGCGGCACAGACCAAGGCGAAGCAGAAGCAGAAGGAGACCGAACCCAGCUCAUCACAGACCUCCAAACGACGACGAUCCGCGAGGGGUUCUUUGAUAGGCGACGUCACGGAUCUCGUCGAAUCGGCCCCUGAGCAUGAACCAGCGGACGCGCCUUCGCCGAAACGCCAGCGUACAGAAGCCAAACCAGGCCGACCCGCAGGGCGACCUCCAAAGAACAAGAACAAAACCAAGGAGCCCGAACCGGCAAAGAAGACGGCAGCGCCGAAGGCAGGCAGGCCCCCAAAAGAUGACGCGCUAGAAGCGCCAAGCGCAGCUAAGAAGCGCGGAAGACCACGCAAAUCGGACGUCGGCGAGGAUUCCAUCAUGGGACGCGUCCAAAAGGGCCCACCGCUGCCUAAAGCUCGUGGCCUUGUAUCCCUCAAGCGCGAAGCCAACGACGCAAUCCACCUGACGCGAUCUGGCCGUCAGUCCUACCGCCCUCUGGCCUACUGGCGCAACGAGCACGUUGUGCAAGACGAGGAGGAGGCGUGGGAUGAUGCGCUCGGCACGAAACGCCAACACUCACGAUUCGUCCUCCCGAGCGUCAAGGAGGUGGUACGGGUGGAAGAGGAGGAAGCCGCCCCGAAACGCAAACCCGGACGCACAGGCAAGAAGGGCAGACCGUCCAAGGCGAAGCGUCAGGUCGACGAGGAGGAGGAAGAUCCAGAACCAUGGGAGCUGGAAAAUGGCCGCGUCGAGGGCGAGACUGUCGUCUGGGACCCCGACUACGAACUCAACCCGCCGGCGCCGGAUGAAGCGGUCGCCUUUGAGCAAAACGAGCUCGCCAUCGCGUCGAGCGCCAUCCAGACGCGCGAGAUUCGCGACGCGACGUUCCGGUUCGCCAAGCUGCUCAGCCUGCAAUUCUUCGGCGCCGGCGUCGUGGACCUGCCGCCGGGCACGGAGAAGAAGCCGAAGAAUUCACGGAAGAACCAAAUGACGUUUUUCGUGCACUACGGCAAGGUGCUAGUGACGGUCAACGAGACGCAGUUCAGGAUCAGCGCGGGCGGAUUCUGGAACGUGCCACGAGGCAACUACUACAACAUUUUGAACGAUUACGACCAGCCAGCCCGCCUGUUCUUUGCGCAGGGCAACGAAGUUAUGGUCACGGAGCCGGAGCCCAGAGCGAACCGGGCCGACGAGUCGUCCUAUGCUGUCUAG